AUGGCCUCUUCGGACGAUGACAUGCCCCUCGCCGGGACGAGAAAGCUUAAUGGCACAAACGGAGUCGUCCACUCUCUUUCCGAGAAGAAGAUCCUUCCCACGGUCGACGCCGUAAUGGAUCGGCAGAUUCCAACGAACGGGAAGGUCGUUCCCGGCAUCUCGAUGGCUAAUGGUGAUGUGAAAGUGGAAGAUACGCCCAUGAAAGACGUUGAUGAUCAUCUCACCAACGGGGCCGCCCAUGCUAAACGCAAGGUCCGAGACAGUCUCGCCCGACCCGACUAUGCCGAGGCCGAAAGCAGCGAUGACGAUCUUCCGCUGAGCAAGAAAAGAAAGACCACGACCGCGCCGGCCGGGUCCGAUUCUGACGACGCUCCUCUGAUUGCCAAAGCAAGAGCGAACGGCAAGACCGUCACCAAGCCCCCCCGUGCGACUGCGGCACAGAUUGGAGAGUCGUCAGAUUCCGACGUCCCGUUGGGGAAGAAAUUGGUACGACAGAAACAAAAGAUAGAGAAAGCUGCCGAGAAAGAGGCCAAGCAGAUCCGCAAGGACGAAAAGAAAGAGAGCCAGAAACCGAACAAGAAAGCGCCAGCGGCAAAGAAGGUCAAGAAGGAGGAGUCCACCGACGACGACAAACCUCUGGCCAAACGGGCCCAAGCAGUAGUCAAGGGCAAAAAGGUCAAGGCGGAAUCCUCGACGCCGGUGAAAAAGUCCACCUCCAAAUCCGUCAAGAAGGAGGAAACUGUCGAUCCCGAGGACGAAGAGGAAGAAGAGGAUGAUGUCAAAUGGUGGGAAGAUCCCACCAAGGGCGAUGGAACCAACAAAUGGGAGACAUUGCAGCACAACGGAGUGAUUUUUCCGCCGCCUUACCAACCACUUCCGGUGCACGUCAAAAUGAAAUACGACGGUGUUCCCAUCUCCCUGCAUCCAGACGCCGAGGAGGUGGCCGGGUUCUUCGGGAGCAUGCUCAACUCGACGCACAACGUGGAGAACCCCACGUUCCAGAAGAACUUUUUCGAUGACUUCAAAGCGAUCCUGAAGAAGACGGGCGGGGCGACCAGCAGUAAAACGGGUGAAAAGGUUGACAUCAAGGACUUCCGCAAGUGCGAUUUUAGACCCAUCUUCGACCACUACGACGCGGAGAGGCAGGCCAAAAAAGCAUUGCCCCCGGCGGAAAAGAAAGCCCUCAAGGCCGCCAAGGACGAAGCCGAAGCUCCCUACUUGUACUGCGUCUGGGAUGGCAAGAAGCAGAAGGUUGGCAACUUCCGUGUCGAACCUCCCGGGCUGUUUCGCGGGCGAGGCGAACAUCCCAAGACGGGCAAAGUCAAGACCAGGGUGAUGCCAGAACAAGUCACUCUCAACAUCGGCAAAGAGGCCACCGUUCCUCCGCCUCCGGCAGGUCACAAAUGGAAGGAGAUCAAACACGACAAACAAGGAACAUGGCUCGCCAUGUGGCAGGAGAACAUCAACGGCAACUACAAGUAUGUCAUGCUUGCGGCCAAUUCCGACAUCAAGGGCCAGAGCGAUUACAAAAAGUUCGAAAAGGCUCGCGAACUGAAGAAGCACAUCGACCGGAUCCGCAAAGACUAUCGGAAGGACCUCAAAUCUGAACUCAUGGCCGACCGACAAAAAGCCACCGCCAUGUACCUGAUUGAUCAAUUCGCCCUUCGAGCCGGGAACGAGAAGGGCGAGGAUGAGGCCGAGACGGUCGGUUGUUGUUCGCUGAAGUACGAACAUAUCACGUUGCGUGCUCCCAGCACCGUCAUCUUCGACUUUCUCGGCAAAGACAGCAUUCGGUUCCACGAAGAAUUCGAAGUCGACCCCCAAGUCUUCAAGAACCUCAAGAUUUUCAAGAAGCCUCCGAAGAAAGAAGGUGACGAUAUUUUCGACCGCCUGACGACGACCCAACUCAACAAUCAUCUCAAGAACUACAUGCCCGGACUGACCGCGAAGGUAUUUCGUACCUACAAUGCGUCCUUCACCAUGUCGCGGCUGUUGAGUGAGAUGAAGUCCGAGGGCACCAUCCCUGAAAAGAUCAAGGACUACAACGACGCCAACCGGAAGGUGGCCAUUCUUUGCAAUCACAAGCGAACGGUCGCCGCCAGCCACGUCAACCAGAUGGAGAAGUUGGGUGACCGGCUGAAAGGUCUCAAGUACCAGCAAUGGCGCCUGAAGCAGAUGAUGCUCGACGUCGAUCCGAAGAUCAAGAAGAAGAAGGGAGCUGAGUUCUUCGAACUGCCAGAUGAUUUGGACGAGGCAUGGAUACAGGAACAUCAAGCAUUCCUGGUGGAAGAACAAAGAAACAAGAUCAUCAAGAAAUUUGAGAAGGAGAACGAGAAGCUGCAGGCCGAGGGUGAGAAACCGAUGAAGCAAAAAGAGCUCGACGAACGUCUAGACGUGGUCAAGGAGCUUGAGAAGAAGUUCAAAAAGGAAAACAAGACCAAGAAGAUCGAAGCGGAGGGCAAAUCCCCGUCGAUUGAGAAGCUGGAGGAGAAUAUCAUCAAGUUUGAUGCCAGGAUCGCCACCAUGUCCGUCCAAGUGGAGGACAAAGAGAACAAUAAAGAGGUGGCUUUGGGGACGUCCAAGAUCAACUACAUUGAUCCACGGUUGACCGUGGUCUUCUGCAAGAAGUUCAACCUGCCGAUCGAGAAGUUGUUCUCCAAGACCCUGCGCGAGAAAUUCGAAUGGGCUAUCAAGUCGGUCGAUGAGAACUGGACUUUCUAG
Molecule: messenger RNA, 2721 nt
Organism: Capronia epimyces CBS 606.96
Lineage: Eukaryota; Fungi; Ascomycota; Eurotiomycetes; Chaetothyriales; Herpotrichiellaceae
Product: DNA topoisomerase I
Exons: 4
Coding region: 1-2721 (906 amino acids)
Biological process (GO): DNA replication; chromosome segregation; DNA topological change
Cellular component (GO): chromosome; nucleolus
Molecular function (GO): DNA topoisomerase type I (single strand cut, ATP-independent) activity; DNA binding
Source: RefSeq, a predicted model, not a curated record